GGACAGCAUUUUCAGGUGUACUUACCGUGGGAAAAUAUCAUACCAAAAAAUGUUGCGCAGGGCUCCACCGUUAUCGGCCUGUUGGUGUUCUUUUCCUAUGCAAUCGUCUUAAAUACUGUUGUGCCAAUAUCUCUCUACGUUUCAGUAGAGGUUAUACGUUUCGCCCAAUCAUUUCUAAUCAAUUGGGAUGAGGAAAUGUACUAUGAACCUUCGAAAACUCAUGCCAAAGCACGUACCACCACACUCAACGAGGAGUUGGGACAAAUACAAUAUAUAUUUUCGGAUAAAACCGGUACACUAACACAAAAUAUAAUGACCUUCAAUAAAUGCAGUAUUAAUGGGCGUACCUAUGGUGAUGUAUUCGACCUGCGUACGGGCGAAGUUAUCGAAGUUACAGAUAAGCAAAAAUAUGUACAGAAUAGCAACUUUAAUGUGAGCGGCAGCAAUAGCGCCAAUAAAAGCACGCCGGCACCAACAAUACUAUUGCACACCGCGGAGGUACAUCCGAAGAAGAGCACAAUUAUGGUUUCCAGUCCCGAAGAAGGUGGCUCUGCAGACGUUACCAUUGCACCGGCGAAUUUGACAACCACACAAGACGCUUUAUUGCCCAUGACUGGUACUGUAACUGUUCAGACUGAUUUGGCCAACAGUCCAACGCAAGAAUACGCGCCCCAUAUUUCGGCGUCCAGCAGGCAUCAAGCUCAAUAUGAAGAUAGUUCCAUUGGCAGCUCAACGCCUACGGAAGCUAAAGCGCAGCGAGUAACUUGGCGCCAACGUUCAACAUCGCAGUCACCGACCCGUCGUAUGCGACGUCAAUUGUCGACGCGGUCCAAUGCGAGCGAUAAAGUAAUGACAUUCGGUGAUUCCACACCAUCAACACCGCAUAGGGCACUGAUAAUGUCAUUUGACAACAACAACACAUCUAGCACCACAACUACUACACCCUUAGCAAAAGCCUGCACGAGCACCACGCCGCCACAAUCGCCUGACAUUACAACAAUGCUGCCAUCAUUGACGAUGGCGAUGGCGAUGAGGAAAUCAUCAGUAACAUCCACAUCAACACCUGCAACUACACCCUCAUUGACAUCAGUAACACCAUCGCCAUCAGCACUAUCGUCAUCUUCCCUAUCGUCACUAUCACAAAUCACAACAACAAUGCACUCAGAUACAUUAUCACAGACGAUGGUACUUUUGGGUACGCAGCAACAACAACAAUCUCACACCACCAACGCGGCAAGUCGCACACAAAAGACACCAAACCAAAAAACCAAGAACAAAAGCCUAACAAAAUCGCUUACACCAGAUACAAUUGGCAAAACAUGCUCCAAAAAGCACUGUAUGUCAUGUUGCGCUUGCCAUAGCCAGGAGUUCCAGUCAGCAGAGCAUCCGAAAGGCAGCGCAAAAUCAAAAUUGAAAUCCAACUUGAAAUCGCAAUCGAAAAAAAUGCUUAAGCAAACAUGCGAAAAUUGUACAAAAAAAUGCACUAAUAAAAAUCACACCAAAAACGUACGCAUCAACAACAGCACCACCACAGUAACCGCCACCAAUACCGAUAAUGUAUUUAAUUUCUAUGACACCGGCUGGAGUUCGUCUCACCAAAAAGUGCACGCUCUCGAACCGGUGGACUUUUCGGCGAAUCCCGAAUUCGAACCCGACUUCCGCUGGUACGACAAGACCCUGCUGGAUGCAGUGCGCUCUGACGAAGAGCACACCCAAAAUUUCUUUCGCCUACUUGCGCUGUGUCACACCGUAAUGCCGGAGUAUGUGGAGGGACGACUCGAGUAUCAGGCGCAAAGUCCAGACGAGGCUGCGCUGGUGUCAGCAGCACGAAACUUCGGCUUCGUUUUCCGCUCACGAACGCCAAAUAGUAUAACGAUAGAAGUGAUGGGUAAUCGAGAGGAGUAUGAACUUCUCAACAUUCUAGACUUUAAUAAUGUACGCAAACGUAUGUCGGUGAUAUUGAGGCGGGGCGAUGAUAUUAUACUGUACUGCAAAGGUGCUGAUAAUGUGAUUUACGAUAGGUUAAGCACUAGUCAAAGUGAUAUUAAGGCGCGUACUCAGGAUCAUUUGAAUAAAUUCGCUGGCGAAGGUUUAAGGACACUGGUACUUGCCGAACGACGACUUGACGCAGAUUAUUAUAUGGAUUGGUUACAACGCCAACAAAUAGCAGCUGUUUCAUUAGACGCUCGCGAAGAGAAACUGAACGCCAUGUAUGAGGAGAUCGAAAGUGAAUUGAUUCUGGUGGGUGUGACGGCGAUCGAAGACAAGCUACAGGAUGGUGUACCACAAACGAUAGCCAAUCUACAAAUGGCUGGCUUGAAAAUUUGGGUACUAACAGGCGAUAAACAAGAAACUGCUAUAAAUAUUGGAUAUUCGUGUCAAUUAUUAACCGAUGAAUUGGCUGAUGUGUUCAUUGUGGAUGGCAGUUCACUAGAGGAGGUCGACAAGCAGUUGCGCCAAUUCCGUGAAUCGGUGCGAAUUGUCAAUCGUUUUAGACCCACACCGCUCGAGCCGAAUGUUAAUCUGAAUCUCAAUUUAAAUGGUUCGAAUAAUGCCGAUCGUAAUAGCACAUCUGUGACGUAUGGAACUGGCUUUCGUACGCAGGCCACACCACCGCCGGCGCCAGCGAUAUCUGUUGUUACCUUUAGCGCCGAAUGUAAUGAACUCUAUGACAAUAUCGAGAAGGGUGCUGAUGGCGCGACCACAUUACAUCCGGAUGAAGUAAUCGAAGAGAACACCGGCUUCGCGAUUGUUGUCAACGGACACUCGCUAGUUUACUGCCUCUCACCGGAGUUAGAAUCAAAAUUCUUGGACAUCGCUUCACAGUGCAAAGCAG
This is a messenger RNA of Rhagoletis zephyria (snowberry fruit fly), 2836 nucleotides long. RefSeq lists its product as uncharacterized. Gene Ontology annotation, biological process: Golgi organization; phospholipid translocation. The record is from RefSeq and is a predicted model, not a curated record. NCBI's taxonomy places the organism in Eukaryota, Metazoa, Arthropoda, Insecta, Diptera, Tephritidae. Gene Ontology annotation, molecular function: nucleotide binding; ATPase-coupled intramembrane lipid carrier activity. Gene Ontology annotation, cellular component: plasma membrane; trans-Golgi network.